Molecule: messenger RNA, 2987 nt
Organism: Motacilla alba alba
Lineage: Eukaryota; Metazoa; Chordata; Aves; Passeriformes; Motacillidae
Gene: ARAP3
Product: ArfGAP with RhoGAP domain, ankyrin repeat and PH domain 3
Exons: 5
Coding region: 447-1709 (420 amino acids)
Molecular function (GO): protein binding
Source: RefSeq, a predicted model, not a curated record
UUUGCCCGUGAGUCAUGCUGACCUCUCCCAUGCCCUCGCCAGCAGUGAGAGAGAGAGAUUAUGGUCUGGCCCUUCCGGCCGCAGAGCCCUCCCCGAGCUGGCCGGCACAGGAGCUCAUCAUCCCCUGGGAGGGGCCCGCUGCUCCCCCCGUUAUCUGCCCGGGACACCCCCGCGGCUGCGCGGCUCUGGCCCGUCCGCCGGCCCCGCGGAGCCCGCCGCGUCCCGGCGCUCGGCAUCUGCCCCGCCGCCCGCUCCCCCGUGAGCCCCCGGAGCCUCGGGUCCUGCCCCGGCUCGGGUCACGGCCCCGCCGACAGAGCGGGGCCAGGAUCCGGCUCCGGCAGCCCCGGGGAGUGCCGCAGAGGCUGGGGCUGGGGAACAACAGGAUGCCGGCUGCCGGAGCCGGGAGAUGAUGGGCUGAGCAUCCGUCCCGGAGGCACCGCAGGGCCAUGAGCUCCCCGUGCGGCCCUGACUCGGAUAUCGCAGACUGGCUAGCCACCAUCCACUUGGAGCGGUACCGGGAUGUCUUCAAGCAGCACGGAUACCAUGUGGCCAGAGAUGCCACCUCGCUGGACAGCCGCCACCUGCAGCAGAUCGGCAUCACCGCCACCGGGCACCGCAAGCGGAUCCUCGCCCUGGCGCAGCAGACUCGGAUGCUGAGCCAAUCCUGGGGCGGAGCUGCGGCAGCGGACACCCAUUCCCGAGGCACGGAGGUGCUGGAUGCCCCCCAGGAGGGCAAGGAUGCCAUGAGAGCAGAGUCGGGAGGGACCAGUGACGCCUUUGGGACGCAGCAGCGUGUCACCGUGCCCAGCCAGGCACCGCCUGGAGACAAGGACGCUGCUCCUCCCGCCCUGAAGCCGGUUCCCAAGCCGAGGACGGUUUUCCCUCGCUCAAAGCCGGAGCAGGGAUUAGUGCCCGUGCCCCCGGCACGCUCCGCGGUGCCAGCACACGGCCCGGGCAGCGAGAGGGCACCGGCAGCCUUUGUGGUACUGGAGGGGUUUGUGCCAGGAGAGAGCUCCACGGAUUUGGAAAGCCCGGAGCCCGGCGCUGCUCCAGGGGCAGCCGUGGCCAUGGGUGCGAUCGCGUCCCGGCUGCGAGGGCGGGACAGCGCUCGGGAGGAGACGCGGCCACCCCCGAGUCACGGACAAACCCCGGAGACACGGGAGACAUCGCCCCCGUCCGUGCCGUCCGUGCCGCCCCGGCACAGGCACAGGGGCCUGGCAGCCGAGCCCAGCCCUGGCAGUGCCCAGGAGAGCCCCCCCGGCCCCGGCCCCGCUGCCCUGCCCGCCCCGGCCAGGAGAGACCCCUCGCCGUGCCGCCGGGCAGCCGCCUCGCAGCCGGGCUCGGGGCAGCCCCGGCUGGAGAUGGUGUCCAACGUCAUCUACGAAGGGCUGGAGCGGCCGGCAGCAGCCGCGGAGGAGCCGGCAGGGGAGGACGGGCCCCGGGCUGAGGGGGUCCCGCAGCCCCCCGCUCCGUCCCCGCAGGAGCACACCCGGCCGGAGGACAGUCCUGGCUGGCCUGGGGCCCUGCCCCCCAUCCCGCAGAGACCCACCGGCAGGCCAGAGGGGAAUGAUCUGCCCAUCACCCCCUACGGCGAGACCGUCUUUGGCCAUGUGGCCCUGCCCCGGGAGCCAAAGGGUGUUGGCAUCUCCUCUGAGCAGAGCUACGAGGCCGUGUCCGAGCUGGAGCUGGAGCGGGAAGGCUGCAGGUAGGGACCAGCUCCUCGGGGCCACAGGGGCUGGGCUGGGCCUCAGGGGACAGGCCACAGCCCUGGGGACAGCCUGAGAGGGGAUGGGGUUCUUACCCCGUGGCAGAGCUGAUGAGGAGCCUCUGGGAUGGUGUCAGCAGCCUCUAGAAGAUCGGAUGGGUUUGGAGAUGAGAAGGAGCUGUGCUGGUGGUGGCCCUCGGGGGACAGAAGAGAUUUCUGAGGGCACAGCUGGGACAGCACCAGUGGCACUGCACACCUGUGCACCCAGAGGAGCCUGGGUUUGGGCUCUGGGAACAGGAAAACACCAUGGGGGACAGGGAUUACUCAGAAAUUAACUGGCUCCAAGCUCCAGAUGAGGGGUUGUGCAAUCCCUGGAGGCUCCAGCAGCAUCAGAUCAGCAUCUGCUGCUCAGUCACUCUGGUGGUGGACAGUGAAAUUGUGAGAGGCACCUUUAAAACGCUUUUGAAAUGUACUUUCCAUAACUCCUGAUAGCAUCUCAGAAAGAGGAAGGAAAGCUGCUCUUCCCAUUUCGGAUGGGGAGGGUUCCUUUUCCUGUGCUGCUUAGAGAGGAGGAGGUGAGCUGCAGCUCUGUGGCCUCCAGCCCUGCUGUGGCCUUGCUGGCCCGUCUUGCCCACUGUGGGGACGCUCCCAGUGCCUCUCAUGCCCUGGGUGUGUGGCACCUGAUCCAGCACAGAUCACAGCCACGGAUGGAGAACUUCAAAUACCCGGGAACCGGAGUUCUGUACACAGAAACACUGAAAUCUCCUGUGGAGCCUCUGAAUCAGCUCAGAGGGGAGCUGGGCACUGACCUGUCUGCAUCCAGGGGCUUCCAGGGAGCUGGGAUCCAGAACAUCCCAAGGGAACUGGCCAGGCACUCCAGCUGUGGGAUUUUGCAGCUGGCCUUGCUGAGAAGAGGCAGGAUGUGACCAUCCGCAGUGUCUGGGGCAGCAGCUCACAGGUUUUUUCCCCCAGCCCAAGCAGGGCUGGAGUGUGGAGAGUGGAACAGGAGACAGAAAAGCCUCUGAGACCCUUUUGCACUGUGCUCCCAGACUCCAUCAUCCAGCUGCUCCAGUGCUUUCCUCCCACGCCAGCCCAUUCCCUGGAGCAGAGCUGUGGGAUCCUGCUCAGCUGCUGGGGGGCUGCUGGCCAGCCCUGGCCCCAGCUCUGCUGCCUCUGUGGCACCUCCUGAUCCCCCCCUGCAGCACUGGUGUUUCUCCAGUCCUCAUCCUUGUGUCACUGAGAAUGACCAGGCGUCCUCUGCAGCCCACCAAUCCACUUGUCA